UGACGUUUUGUAACCCUCUAAUUUACAGAGUUUAGAUUUAUUUUUGUUGGUUGUCUCUGUGUCUUCAUACUACGUUUAUUUCGUGAAUGUUAUGUACAAUCUGAUAAUUUAAUGGAAACAAGAGAAAAAUCAUUGGAAAGUGAAGGUGGUGUUUGCAGUGGAGACAGUGAUGUAACUGCUGUCAAAAAUGUGAAUCCAGGCCCUAUGGGAAUAGAUAUGGCAGAGGUUUUGACGGAUGCAGGCAUUUACUCCUAUGCGGCGAUAUGUGCCUUAUCGUUACAUGAACUUUUUGACAAUUGGUGGGAUCAGGCAUUUAAUCAUAAAUGCAUGAAAACCAUACUGGAACACUUGAAACUUCCGAAACAGGUAGAAUCUGUGAUGAUAUUAAUGAUUGAGGGGAAAUGCAGUCAAAAAGCAGAUGCAUAUGUGGACCUGCUUCUUAAUGAAGAACGAUUACAUGGAAAUGCCCUGCCAGUUGUUCAAGAUCUUAUCGUGCUUGCAGUUAGGGGAGGGGAAUACGAUGCAAGGAUGCGUGUUCUUAUUCGUCAUGUUGCUGCUGAGCUUAUGGUUCCCCAACAGAUUGUUGAUGAGUGUGAGGAAGCUGUUGUCGAGUGCUUUACUGAAGAGUUCAGAGGAAUGUCUGAGGAACAGGUGGAAGAAGCAAAACAACGACAUCAGAGUAAGAAAUAUAAACGUUACAUGAUGAUAGGCUUGGCAACAAUUGGUGGUGGUACACUACUUGGAUUGAGUGGAGGUCUGGCAGCACCACUUAUUGGAGCAGGUGUUGGAACAAUUCUUGGGGGUGCAAGUGCGGCAGCCAUUGGGUCAGCAGCAGGGGCAGCUGUCAUUGGGUCUCUUUUUGGACUAGCAGGAGCAGGACUUACAGGUUUCAAGAUGAAAAAACGAGUAGGUGAAAUAGAAGAAUUUGCGUUUGGUGUCUUACCUCCAACAAGUGAAUCUGAAACACAGGUCAGACAACUUCAUAUUACCAUAGCGAUAUCUGGAUGGCUGACAGAUUUAGAAUCUGACAACUUCACUCGGCCAUGGCAAUCCUUGUUUUGCUCUCGAGAGCAAUAUUAUCUCAGAUAUGAAUCAUCAUACCUGCUGGAGCUGGGUCAGGCCUUAGAUUACAUCCUCAGUUUUGCUGUUUCAAUGGCAGCACAAGAAGCCCUCAAAUACACAGUACUCUCUGGUAUUAUAACAGCAAUUACGUGGCCAGCAUCAUUAGUGACUUUGGCAUCAGUUAUUGACAAUCCAUGGGGUGUGUGUUGCCGGCGCUCUGCUGAAGUGGGCAAACAACUGGCCGAAGUGCUGCUAUCACAUGAACAAGGCCAGAGGCCUGUCACACUAAUUGGAUACAGUCUGGGAGCCAGAGUUAUAUAUUAUUGUCUUCGGGAAAUGUCCGGGAGAAAAGGAUGUGAAGGAAUUGUGCAGGAUGCCAUAAUGCUUGGAACACCAGCAACAGACAAUCCAAAAGAAUGGAAGAAACUGUCAAGAGUAGUUUCAGGGAAAAUUAUAAAUGGGUACUGCAAGACAGACUGGCUGCUGAAGUUUUUGUAUAGAACUUUUGCAGUUUUUAACAGUGUUGCGGGGCUGAAACCUAUUGAGUGUGAUGAUAGAAGAAUACAAAAUUUUGAUUUAACAGAUAUUGUUGGAGGGCACAGAGACUAUCCAGACAAACUAGAUGCAAUUCUGAAAGCCAUAGGCAUUCGUACAAAGGAAGUGGAUCCAGACACAGUCUCUGCAUUAAAGAAAUCUUCAUCUGAAAUUGCAUACGGCCCUACGACAAAGGUAUCACUAUCAAGCCUGAGAUCCUCAAAGUCUGAAAAUGCACUCCAAAUCGAAAAUCCAGAGGAUGUUUCUUCUGUGUUGGGAAAUGCAGCUGCCAAGUGUUCAUUCUGUUCAGAAGCAACUGAGGAUUAUGUAGAAGGUACUGAAGAUAAUCAGGAGAUGCCAGUAAAUGAAUCAUCACAGGUGGAGAGUAUGUCACAUUCUGCUCCAACUACAGCUGCUGCCCAGUGUGAACUUCCAACUGAACAACAUGUAGGUGAAUUAUCUAAGGAAUUCCCAGAGCGUGCAUCAGAUAACAAGGAAUUCCCAGAUCCUACAUCAGGCAACAAAUGUGAGGCUGGGAAGAAAACAGAAGGAGAACACAGUCGUGCUGCUACACAGUAAAAAAUAAAAAUUGAUGGAAAAUAAACAGGCUGAAUUUGGAUGUGAUAAUUAAAAUGCAACCAGCUUACAUUGAGGAAAUGUCACAUAGCAGCAUGAUACUGCAGGCACAAGAAACACAGAGAAUACAGUGCAUUUAAUUUUUAAUAAGUUAUAUUACCUCAAUUUUGAGUAUGUAAAUUUCUUGGCCAUAAAUAAUGUAUUAAGUGUAUAUAAUAUUAUUGUUGAAACAGUUAACAGAUA
This is a messenger RNA of Schistocerca americana (American grasshopper), 2415 nucleotides long. Its product is annotated as transmembrane and coiled-coil domain-containing protein 4-like. Bases 112 to 2175 code for a protein of 687 amino acids. The record is from RefSeq and is a predicted model, not a curated record. The transcript has 11 exons. NCBI's taxonomy places the organism in Eukaryota, Metazoa, Arthropoda, Insecta, Orthoptera, Acrididae.